GACGUUUUGAACACGUUUGAGCUGGACGUGAGAGCUCGCGCUGCGACAGCAUUUUGCGCGGGCGCAUCAAUGCAUCAGUUGCAAUAGAACCGAACCUUGGAGUGCUGUGUUUCUUAUGAAGUGCAUAAUAUUUCGCCUGUUCAGUUCAAGCUGAAGCCAUGGCCCACAAAACGGUGACAGAGACGACAACAAUAGAAGAAAAAGAAACCAACUUGCAGUACCAGCUGAGCCCGAGAGAAAAAAGGAAAACACCCUCACAAAUUACUGACAACGGAUUUCAGUCUAUCAGCUGCUAUGACCAGGUCAGGUCAAAGAACGAGGGAGAGAUAAUGUGUGCAGUCAGGGAGUGGGAGAAAAGAGUUGGCUUUGAAACACCAAUCCGCUGGUUCGACGCUGCCGUCAUCAUACUCUUCCAUUUCAUAGUCGCUAUAGUAGCGCCAAUAUAUCUCCUGUUCUUCCAGGGAACUUACCCGUCAUGGCAAACCUGUAUUUUUUCGCUAGUGAUGGGCCAGUUAGCCGGUUUUGGAGUGACCGGUGGUGCGCACCGGUACUGGUGCCACCGCUCUUACAAAGCAAAGUGGCCUUUACAAAUCAUAUUGCUUUUAUGCUACUCUUUGGCUGGACAAAACGAUCUCUACCAAUGGGUGCGCGACCACAGAGUGCACCACAAGUUCUCGGAAACGUCCGCUGACCCGCACAACGCGAACCGUGGCUUUUUCUUCUCCCACGUCGGCUGGCUGAUGAUGAAGAAGCACCCCGACGUGCUGCGAGAGGGCAGCAAGAUCGACAUGAGUGAUAUCGACAACGACCCGCUAGUGCGGUUCCAUAUAAAGUACUUCUUAGUGUUCAAGCUGUUGUUAUGCUUCAUCAUACCGUUCCUCAUCCCUAUAGUCUUCUGGAACGAAACUCCAUCAGUGGCGCUGAUCUCCCAAGCGCUCCGGUACAUGCUGAGCCUAAACUUCACGUGGUCUGUAAACAGCUUCGCCCAUUUGUGGGGCAACAAGCCAUACGACCGGAACAUAAUGCCCAGUGAAAACUGGGGCGUGUCGAUUGUGGCCAUAGGGGAAGGCUGGCACAACUACCACCACACUUUCCCCUGGGACUACAAGGCGGCUGAACUGGGCAUGCCCUACAACUUGACCACGACUGUAUUGGACAAGUUCGCCAGUAUCGGCUGGGCAUACGACUUGAAGGCUGCGUCACCAACACUCGUGGAAACCGUCGCGAGGAACAGGGGAGAUCCACACCAUCGCAAAUCUCAUCACCAUUAGUUUAAAACUUUAUUCAGACAGGUUUAGAUAUAGGUUCUCGAAUACAUACUCGUAGGUAUUGUUAUGUAAGAUUAGACUUAUUUGUAUGAAAUUAUAUUGUUUUGACUUU
Messenger RNA from Ostrinia nubilalis (European corn borer), 1380 nucleotides. Its product is annotated as acyl-CoA Delta-9 desaturase-like. Lineage: Eukaryota; Metazoa; Arthropoda; Insecta; Lepidoptera; Crambidae. The transcript has 6 exons. The record is from RefSeq and is a predicted model, not a curated record. Gene Ontology annotation, biological process: unsaturated fatty acid biosynthetic process. Bases 159 to 1271 code for a protein of 370 amino acids. Gene Ontology annotation, molecular function: stearoyl-CoA 9-desaturase activity; iron ion binding. Gene Ontology annotation, cellular component: endoplasmic reticulum membrane.